Molecule: messenger RNA, 4039 nt
Organism: Oryzias latipes (Japanese medaka)
Lineage: Eukaryota; Metazoa; Chordata; Actinopteri; Beloniformes; Adrianichthyidae
Gene: angptl1b
Product: angiopoietin-like 1b
Biological process (GO): blood coagulation
Source: RefSeq, a predicted model, not a curated record
GAGACAAAUGAGGAUUGUAAACAAGAUUUUUUCAGGAGGAUAAAAGGAUGAUAGAAAGCAGUGGGUGACUUCCAGCCAGCUGGACUCAUCACUUCUUUAUAAAAUGUCUACUGCUCCAACCAUACACCAGAGGAGAAGGCAGGACCAAGCAAGUCUCUUCAAGCUGCAGAGGAAAAAUCCCCCCCCAUCGGCCUUCCUCUUUUCCUACACGGACCACCCUCCACCGUUCCCCACCAGAGGAGUGCGUCUGCUGGUGCCACAGCUGUAAAGAGCGGGCCUUCACUCUCAGUGAAAGCAGAGGCAUGAGUGUGUGGAGAAUGGAAGGCGCAAGCCUGCGGUGGGAACACAACUGAGUUGCAGUGAGGAAAGCUGGCUGAACCCACUGACACAGAUCUGCAGGUUGUUUGAUGAUAUUUUGUGGGGACAUCAUGGGAUCUGACACGUGGACCCUUUUGAUUUUGUUUGGUCUGUCUCUCUGGAGUAGCAGUCAAGCUUUCACCAAGAACCCCAUCCUCUCCCGGAUACGAAGGGCUCCGGAGGCCAACGAUGAAAACAAAAAGUGCUCUUACACUUUCCUGGUCCCCGAGCAAAAGAUCACAGGCCCCAUCUGUGCCGCCCGUGGCUACUCCACUGACAAGGACCGGGUGACGCGCCUGGAUGUGGCAGCGGUGCGUGACCUUCUGUCAAAGCAGCGCAGGGAGAUGGAAACUUUGAAGUUGGUGGUGGAUGUGGACGGCAACCUGGUGAAUGAGAUGAAGCUGCUGAGGAAAGAAAGCAGGAACAUGAACUCCAGAGUGACCCAGCUUUACAUGCAGCUCCUGCAUGAAAUCAUAAGGAAGAGGGAUAACUCACUGGAGUUAGCUCAGCUGGAGACACGCAUCCUCAACGCCACCACCGAGUCACUGCGCCUGGGCUCUCGCUACAGGGAGCUGGAAGCCAAAUAUUCUGCCUUGUCUGCAGUCGUCAACAAUCAGUCCGUGCUGAUUGGAGCGCUGGAGGAGCGCUGCAUGCAGCUACACAGUCGCAGGCAUGAGCAAACACCACUGGGGCCUCCGCUGGUGCAGGUGGUGCCUGAGAACAUUCCAGUCAGUGUGCCACGUUUCACCAAUGAAAUUACAAGGGUCAACACCCGCGGGGUGGCACGUGAAAGGGGCUCUCGCUCCGGACCCUCACCUACAAGCAGCACCCUUGAAGUCUCAAAGUCUGAGAAGAAUUUCAGUUCAGAAGGUCCUUUCAGGGACUGCUUAGACGCUCAGGAAGCCGGCCACAUCACCAGCGGCAUGUACCUGAUCAAACCAGAUGAAACAGAGAGACCUGUGCAGGUCUGGUGUGAACAGAAUAUUGACAACGGGGGUUGGACUAUAAUCCAGCGCAGAAAAGACGGCUCGGUUAACUUCUUCAGGAACUGGGAUGACUACAAGAGUGGCUUUGGCAACAUAGAUGGGGAAUAUUGGCUUGGCUUGGAAAGCAUCUACAAAUUAGGAAGGCAGGGAGACUACAAGCUGCUCGUGGAGAUGGAGGACUGGAUGGACAAGAAGGUCUACGCUCAGUACAGCAGCUUCCACUUGGAGCCGGAGAGCGUGGGAUACCGCCUGCGGCUGGGCACCUACCAGGGCAACGCUGGGGAUUCCCUAAGCAGCCACAAUGGUAAACAGUUUACCACUCUGGAUCGAGACAAAGACGCCUUCUCAGGCAACUGCGCCCAUUUCCAUAGAGGAGGCUGGUGGUACAACGCUUGCGGCCAAGCCAAUCUGAACGGUGUCUGGUACACCGGGGGCGUGUACCGCAGCAAAUUCCAGGACGGGAUCUUCUGGGCUGACUAUGGCGGAGGGUUCUACUCCAUGAAAUCUGUGCGCAUCAUGAUCAGGCCCAUAGACUGAGACCAGAAGGGACAGCCACAGAAACUAUUGCAAAUCUCGGACACCAACUUGACUCAACAGUAAAUGGACGCUCUCUGCUGGAUGAAGCACACCACUGGAGGUGACCAGAGAGCUGAAAGCCAUCAACAGCACACAUCAACUCUCCUUUUCUAGCCAAACCAUUUAAAAAGAUGUAGGACAAGCUUCACAAACCACAGCAUAUGCUUAAUGGUUAAAGAUAUGUAAGAAUACCUGCCAACACGUCGCAGUUUAUACAAGCUCUGUGCCUGAAUGACUCUGUUUUCGCAUAAUUUCCUCUUUUUUUCCCAUGAAAAGGUGCCACAGGAUAUGAGUGCUGCUUAUUCUACCUCACCAAGUAAAUAUUCUGUUGCUGACACUUAGUAUUCCAUCCUCUAAAGGUACUUGAACUUGGAAAAAGCAUUAUCUUAAACCCUAUUUAGACCUAUGUAAGCUCUAUAUUCACUUCAUCUCAUCAGAAAGGCAGCAAUUCAUCCACUUGAUUGCACAAAAACACGACUGUUUUUGUUAUAAACCAAGACACUCAAAAUGACCCUUUUUUUACUGCAUGUUUUGAUUCUUAGUCUAUGUUCAGAUGACCAGAAAGUAUAAUUUAUGAGUAUAAUUAAGUUAUCACAACAGGGAAAAGGGCCAGGUGUCCUAAGGGAGCUUUAAAUGAUCCUACAGAAAACAAAACCCAUUUCCUCGACUGAAAACAGGACAAUCAUUCUUUAAGUGAGCUUCCAUGUAAAUUGCAGUUUCAUGUUUUUCUCAUUUGGAGUUUGAUUAAAGUUCAGCUUGAAUCUGGGGGGAAAAAAUUGUAUCAUUGUGUGGGGGAAAAAAAGGUGGAAUUACGGUUUGUUCUGAGCGGUUUUUGAGCACCAAAAAAAUGUGCCGACAAGGCGUGUUAAGAGUUUUAAGCGCCGGGACAGACAACCAGAAACACAUUUCUGAAAACCAGACAGGAUAGAGCAAGAAAGGGAGAAGGAGGAAUGGGGUUGGAGGGAGGGGAUGGACUGGGAUGGAAUCGGUCCAAAUUUCCAAGUCAUUUGCCACGUUCACCCUCAAAGUCCUGUUUUGAAAUGCAGAAAAACCUACAUUCUUUCCACAGUAGACGUACUUGAUGUGUGUGUUUUUGUUAAAAAAAAAAGGUCUUUGACUGACAAAGUCACGGAUCCUUUCACUCUGUAAUCACCUCCAAAGAUGGAAAUCCUCUUAGGGGAACCAUCUCAGACGGGAUGGGGGUCGAAACUGGGGGUUUGCUUCAAACAACACACAUGUAAGGCAAGGGGCCUUAUUGGUGUCUGAUCUGAAAAUAGACUUAAAUAUUGUUGUAGUUCUUUUUACUUUUUUAUUCAACCACAAAGAGCCUCCCACCCAUCUCCUUUAAUUUUUUUUUUAUAAAGGAACAAAACUCAAAAUGAGGAAAAUAAACUUAAAACAGAAGACUGUUUUCUGUAAGUGAGUGUUUAUGCACUUUGUAAAAAACAACAAAAAAAGAAUUAUUAUGUCAAAAGGCAGCAAUAAAACUUGAAACCAAUUAAACCCCGCGUCUGGAAGUCUCUUUAUGGUCUAAGGAACUCAAACAAAAGUUUGAAGUUUCUUUGAAAAACAGUUGCAGAAAAAGUCUGGUUGCUUAGAAGCAUGAUGUAAAUAAACCAAAGCUCCAUGAAGAUUUUGGCACAGUUUUGCACAAACCAAAGCACUUUUCUUGUUUUUGUGAAACAUUCAUAAGUGUAUCACAUCUUCAUCUGUACUACUUUUUUUCUUUUUGUUUAUAGCCCAUGCAGAAUUUUUUUCUGUACUUCAAAGACAAUGAAGGAAAUGAUCUCAUCCGAAUGCGUGUUAGUGUGGGAACUGGGGGAUCAGAAGAUGACCUCUAACUUCUCAACAGCAACUACCAAAAUAAAAGCUUUUGUUUUAAUUGAAAAUAGAAUUUUGAGCUUUAAUUAAAAUUAUUUUUAUGCCUGUGUGGGCAUGAUGUUUUAGUGACAGUUGAAUAGAUUGGGAAAAUGUCUGUCAGGAUCAGGGGCAUUUUUUUUUUCAAGUUUCACCACAUGAGGCAAAUGGCAGUUUGUUUUUUUGGUCAAAACCACAAUUAUUUGUAUUUUCCUGUUGUUUUUGUCUUUUAAGGCUAACAAAUAAAUGUAUCUACGCUAGAA